GCAAUAACAAUCAUGUGUUUGUCAAUCUCCAAAAAAACAAUGCACACGCGAAACCUGUGAAGCAAUUUUUAACAUUUUACUAAACCCAAUUUUGGACAAUUAUUUGAAAUUUUAGUAACUAAACAACCUCAUUAACCUAGUCGAUCGUUGGCAGCCAUCAAAUCAUCAUGUUAAAAGGACUGAUCAUCUUUGCCGCUGGCGUGUAUUCAGGCAUCUACGUAGCACAAAAUUAUGAUGUGCCCAAAGUGGAUGAACCAACAAAAUUAUUCGAAGAAACAGUGGAAAAACUGAAGAAAUUCGCGGAUGAGAACAAGAAAAAGCCAGAGACGACGACGGAAACUGAUGGCACCGUUAAAAUAAUCGAAAAGACUCUCGAUUUGGUGAAGACUCUCGCUGAGGAAGGUAAAAAGAAGUAAAAAUCGCCAUCUGCCAAUGUUAAUUUAUUUUAGUCAAUUAUUU
Molecule: messenger RNA, 459 nt
Organism: Culicoides brevitarsis
Lineage: Eukaryota; Metazoa; Arthropoda; Insecta; Diptera; Ceratopogonidae
Exons: 4
Coding region: 168-416 (82 amino acids)
Source: RefSeq, a predicted model, not a curated record